This is a messenger RNA of Phyllostomus discolor (pale spear-nosed bat), 861 nucleotides long. RefSeq names its product ladybird homeobox 2 (gene LBX2). The coding region runs from base 1 to 597 and encodes 198 amino acids. The transcript is spliced from 2 exons. NCBI's taxonomy places the organism in Eukaryota, Metazoa, Chordata, Mammalia, Chiroptera, Phyllostomidae. Gene Ontology annotation, molecular function: DNA binding. The record is from RefSeq and is a predicted model, not a curated record.
AUGGGCUCGGAACCCGAGCCCCAGGCAGCCCGGACACCCUUCAGCAUCGCAGACAUCCUAGGCCCGCGCUGGGUCCCCCGAGGACCGUCGGCGCCGCCGCUUCCAGAGUUCAGCGCAGGUCCUACGUCGCCGCUGUGCGCGCUGGAGGAGCUGACUAGUAAAGCUUUCCGCGGACUGGACGGGCACGCCCUGCAGCCCUCUGAAGGCCGAGCGGCCCCGAGUGCUCUGGGCCCCGGCCCGGCUGGCCGCAGACGGCGAAAGUCACGCACGGCCUUCACCGCGCAGCAGGUGCUGGAGCUGGAGCGGCGCUUCCUAUUCCAGAAGUACCUGGCGCCGUCCGAGCGCGAGGGGCUGGCGGCCAGCCUCGGCCUGGCCAACGGGCAGGUGGUCACGUGGUUCCAAAACCGGCGUGCCAAGCUCAAGCGCGACGUGGAGGAGAUGCGCGCCGAUGUGGCCUCGCUGCGCGCGCUGUCCCCCAAAGUGCAGGGCCUGCUGGCGCUGCAGGAGGGCGCCCCCUGCCUCGGCCUGGGUCCGGGCCCCGUGCGGCCUGACUCCGGGCCCCACCUGUCAGACGAGGAGAUACAGGUGGACGAUUGAAGGCGAAGCCGCAGCCUCGGCUCUGGAGCCCUGGACUUCUUUACCUCCUUGCCUCUGCGUUCCGAGCCCUGUCCCGGUUAUGGGUGGAGGGCGGUGUCGAUCCUGGCCAAUUCCACUUCACAGUCCAGACGCCAACCUUUCCUAGUUGUUGAGAAUAAAGUCGAGACUCUACCGAACCACGACUCAAUCCCACUCCCGGAACACUAAGGGCAAAAUCCGCUGGUUAUUUCGAAUAUUCCGUGCUUGGCACUGUACGGAGCAGUU